Molecule: messenger RNA, 888 nt
Organism: Truncatella angustata
Lineage: Eukaryota; Fungi; Ascomycota; Sordariomycetes; Amphisphaeriales; Sporocadaceae
Exons: 2
Coding region: 1-888 (295 amino acids)
Source: RefSeq, a predicted model, not a curated record
AUGACUGGUGUUGCACAGUUGCCCUUCCAGCAGCCGCCGACUGGCCUGCCCGUCGCAUCCUUGCCCCAGGAGUCGAAUGUCAUAUUUCAGCAUGUGCAGGAGAUGGCGAACAAGAGGAUAUCAACGCUAGAUUACCUCAGGAAAGCUCACGAUGGCCGAGUAUACUGGUUCAACACGAUGCUCUUCGAAAAGCCAGAUCUGGCGAGGAUGCCAUACUUCGACCCCCGAAGGCUAGCACGGCGGGCGACCAACUACCUACUUCUCGGCCUCUCCCUGCCAACAGUCAUCGACCUCAACUCAUCCACGCCGGUCGAGUUCCUGCGGUCGCUGUACACGCUCCUCACAGAAUUCGAAUCUUUCCAGACCAUACACACCGAGCACGGGACCAACGCCUCGUCGCUCUCGCGCGCGCGCCUCCCGCAGAUGUUCCGCCGCGGCCCGGCAGGCAAGGGCCGGCGGACGAGCGGCGCGGGGGACCUGGGGAUCCUGAGCGAGCACGGGGGCAGCAGCGUGUUCAACAGCGGGGGCGCGACGCAGACGCCGACGUCGGUCAUCUCGUUCGGGCUGGGCGGCGAGGGCAACGACCUGCUGCCCGGCGAGGAGUACACGCACCUGCUGACCCCCUCGCUGCCCUUCGACCCGGACUUCUUCGAGACGUUCGCCACGCUCUGCGACAUGCUCAUCGACUGCUACUCCAAGCUCAUGACGCUGCUCCCGGCCCCGCGCGACUGCACGCCCCUUGUCGCCGAGCUCUUCACAAAGGUCGACGCCAAGGUCCGCAAGAUCAUCGUGCAGGGCGUCGUCAAGGAGUUCGAGGACACGAGCAGGGCCGCGCUUAAGCAGGAGGUCAGCGGCGUAGGCAAGGUCGUGCUCGGAGGUCUCAUGUAG